AUGUCCUCCCUGCUGCCAGUUUACCUCCGGUGGAGACACUGCGAGACCCCAGGCGUGAGGACCCUCUGCAACCUCCGGAAGCUGCUGAACAGGCUCCAGCGGGCACACCAGGAGCACAUCCUCCUCUACACGUCCGGGCACCUGAACCACCACAACCUCUACCAGCCUCCGAGGCAGGAGGCCUCCCGCUGGGCCGGCUCCCGGGGGCCCCCGCUGGGCCAGGGCGAGGGGCCGCGGCCGCCGCCCGACAGGGCGGCCCAGAUGGCGGACGCGCUGGUGGACUUCACCCUGCACACGGCCCUGACGCCUGACGAUGCCGAGGGCUCCCGGCUCUUCCGGUACCUGAACCUGGUGCCUCAGGACGAGCCGCACCCCUCGGAGGAGGACCUGCUGCUGGAGUGCCGGCCCGGGACGCCGGCCCCCGGGAGGCCCCGGAGGGGGGAGCUACGCUGGCCCGAGAUGAGGGUCCUGAGGAGCAAGUACUGGAGGAGCAGCCGGAAGUGCGGGCAGGACCCAGGCAGGGACGAGCACCGGUACGUGAGCGCCUACCUGGCCGGCCUCACCAAGGGGGACCAGUACCGGGCGUUCCUGCACUUCCAGAGGGACGUCCUGGCCACUCGGGACCUCCUGAGCAGCGGCAUCACCGGGUCCGAGACAGCGCUCGCCCUCGAGAGGAAGCUGGAGCGGGAGCUGCAGCGGGUCUGCGCGUGCGAGGCCCUCGACUUCAACAGGCUGCACGUGUGCGGGGAGCUCUUCCAGGACCUCUGCAACAGCUCCCUGACCUUCGGCGACCUGCUGCAGGAGAUCAAGGGCGAGUACGAGCUCUACAUGGCCAUCCUCCUGCACUCGCAGCCCGCCGCGCAGUACCAGGCCUUGCGGGCUCAUGUCAGGGCCAUGGACUGCAGGACCCUGAAGACGGAGGAGGUCAGCCAGGCCAAGGAGGAGCUGAAGGCACUGGUGAAGGCCGUCAAAGCAGCGCUGGAGCAUAAUGACAGACUCAGAGAGGAGCUGGAGACCGAGCGGCUGCGGCUGCAGGAGCAGGAGGCCAGGCCAGGCGAGUGUCCCUCCCUCCUUCCUUUCUUUUUCUUUUUUUUUUUUUUUGGGGGGGGGGAUCACACCCGGCGAUGCACAGGGGUUACUCCUGGCUCUUCACUCAGGAAUUACCCCUGGCGGUGCUCAGGGGACCAUAUGGGAUGCUACUGUGCCUGCUCGUCCCCUCUUGGUGCUGGACAGAGGGACCUUCAUCUGAUUGCGUUUCUCCUAAGCCCGAGUGUUCUCAACAACUUGGCUGUUUUAAAUCAUAAGUCAAUAUAUUUCCAGAUCUAUAUGAGCAAAUCAAGAAAUUCCUCCAAGAUGGACCAAGUGGAUGAUGAAUGCCUCACUCACGCUCAGAAGGUUGAAGCAAAGCGAUGUGAAAUACUUAACAAAUGGGAUGAAAUUAAAGCUAUUGAAAAUGAAAUUAAAACAAAUAUGAUUCAUAUUGGAGCUUUAAAUAUUUCAGAGAGCAAAUAUAAAAGCAUUGAGGCUGAAACUCAAAAGUUGGAGAUAGAAAUCAGGAUCUUAAAGAAGAACAUAGCUAUCACUGAGAAGCAACUGAAGCAGAGAAUAGAGAAAACAAAAAUGCAUGAGAAGAAGCAGCAACUUUGGAUGUUUAUUAAUGAUUUUGUGAGCCUGGACGACACUCUCGAUGAUCCUGACCUGAUUGGAGGAGCAACCAGUGAAACGAACCUCGUGCCACUCACAUAGCAUGGACAUUUGGCGUGUUGAACCUUAAGGAAGCUGCAGUUUGCCUUGUCAGCUCUGACUGUGAACGUGAUUAAUGUAGUAUAUGUAUAUAUCCUUCUAAAGAUAUUGAAGUAAGUACACGUCUGUGUGUGAUCAGUUUUACUUUUGUAAAUAUAUUCAUAAAAACAGUAUUUGUGAAAUUAUUUUCUGUUUUCACAUACUGAUAUUCUUAAUGGAAAAUAUUUCUAACUGGUAAAGAGUAAAAAACACCCCAGAAUUUCUGCAAUACAGUUUAAAUUUGUUAUUUGCUGAUUCACGUCUGCAUGUGUAUUUGUAUGCACAUAUAUACAUAUAUU
Molecule: messenger RNA, 2081 nt
Organism: Sorex araneus (European shrew)
Lineage: Eukaryota; Metazoa; Chordata; Mammalia; Eulipotyphla; Soricidae
Gene: C4H6orf118
Product: chromosome 4 C6orf118 homolog
Exons: 10
Coding region: 1-1746 (581 amino acids)
Source: RefSeq, a predicted model, not a curated record